GAAGUGAUCCCUGAAACGGGCAGGAGCAGAGCACAGGGACAAAGGUGGGAGUCCCUGCCUCUGCACAUGUUUGGUUACCUAUUGCAAGCAGUCCUGGGCACAACAGUGAUCCCGUUAUGCGGGCCUGGUGAAAUGGAGAACUGCACCACAGCGCUCAUCCAGACAGAGAACAGCCCACGUGUGGCCCAAGUUGGAAUAACGAGAUGCAAGCCUGAAAUGAAGGACUACUGCUUCCAUGGGCAGUGUGUGUACAUCGUGGACUUGGAUGAGCACUACUGCAGGUGUGACGUGGGCUUCUCCGGAGUGCGGUGCGUGCACUCGGAACUCGUCCGGCAGCCCCUCAGCAAGGAGUACGUGGCACUGACCGUCAUCGUGGUCCUGCUCUUCCUCGCUGCCCUCUCUCUCGCCACCUACUACAUCUGCAAGAGGUACCGAAACAAGAGGAGACAAACAAAUGCCAGUGAAUACAAGGAAGUUGGUGCCCUAUAGGAGAAACUGUGGCUUCUGGCAGCAUUCUGUUCAUCUGGAUGGACUCAGUGACUACCCAUCUAUUUAAAUACUAUUUUUAUUGAUAAUAUUUACAAUAUUUAUAACCUUGUGAAAAUUUCAGUUGUUUGGUGAUUCAA
Messenger RNA from Cinclus cinclus, 626 nucleotides. RefSeq names its product epiregulin (gene EREG). Bases 67 to 489 code for a protein of 140 amino acids. The transcript has 5 exons. NCBI's taxonomy places the organism in Eukaryota, Metazoa, Chordata, Aves, Passeriformes, Cinclidae. Gene Ontology annotation, biological process: positive regulation of mitotic nuclear division; epidermal growth factor receptor signaling pathway; positive regulation of cell population proliferation. The record is from RefSeq and is a predicted model, not a curated record.